Saxophila tyrrhenica is the source of this 2070-nucleotide messenger RNA. RefSeq lists its product as uncharacterized. The transcript has a single exon. Gene Ontology annotation, molecular function: ATP binding; ATP hydrolysis activity. The coding region runs from base 1 to 2070 and encodes 689 amino acids. The record is from RefSeq and is a predicted model, not a curated record. NCBI's taxonomy places the organism in Eukaryota, Fungi, Ascomycota, Dothideomycetes, Mycosphaerellales, Extremaceae.
AUGGCCCGCACCAAACAAACCGCCCGUAAGUCCACCGGCGGCAUGCCACCCCGUGUGAACCGGCCUAACGGGCCAGGACCGAACGGCGGCGUCAUCGACAACCCAGAGCUCGACGAGCAAGAAGCAGAGAAGCUCAAGGAGAUCGAGGAAGGCUCCAUGCGAGCGGAGCUGAAGUACAUCGACAAGAAGUUCACCGAGCAGGGCCAGACUUACUAUGCGGAGACCGUGGAGGAGGAGAUUCCAGAGCAAGUCAACUGGUGGUCCAAGUUCGCGCUGUGUCUGGUCCGACAUAUGGCUGGCGACCACAAGCAUCCGUACGUGGCGAAGACGAGUUUGCAGAUCAACUCGCAGCAUUUAAAGGAUGUGCUCAAGGAUACGAUCCAGAACUUCCCGGGCAUCUCGUUUAAUACGAAGGACAUCACCAUUGACAAGCCUUACCGGGUGUUGUUCCAUUACCGCAAGGAGCUGGAGGACGCUGGAGAGGAGUUGGAGGAAGGCUCCGAAGCUGCUGAUCAUCUCGGACUGCUCAUGGACUUCAUAGCGGAGGAGUUUGCCGAGACGAUAGAGGAGACCGAAAACUUGCUGGAGCAAGGCAUGGUUAGUUACCAGCAUCUCUGGACGAUCUUCCGUCCUGGCACGACAACGGUCUAUGCUCCCAUCUUCGGCCAGCCGCGUGCCUUCAAUCUGCUCCAGUACGGCUACAGCUGUGAUCCGCCUGGCUUGGUCCUCACCACGGAGUACGUCGACUUUGACGGCGAAGACAUGGGCACGCGAGGCGCCAGCCGCAUGAUCGCUGCCUUCUCCGGCGCCGAAAAGAUCAGCGACCUCUCCGCCUUCCCGAUGGACUGGCACUCAGCGAAGGCUGAUGUCGAGAAACAGCUCAUCGCUCGCGGACGCCGGUGGGAAGAGCACGCCGGGAUGCACUUUCGCAACUACAAAGGCAUCGCGCUGGAAUACAGCGGCGGCUGCGGAGCAGAUCGGUACAACAUCGACGGUCGUGUGGUCGUCGACACCAAGACUUUCCACCGACUGCAGGCUAAUCUUGCAUUCAAUGUCAGCGCGUUCAAGUCUGAUGAGGAGAAGAGGUCGAAGCGACGACGCAUCCAGGAGUACGAUGCCGACGAUGAGCAUCAGACAUUGGAUCUGCUGCCUGAAGCGAAGCUUGAGAUCGACCCGCUUACGGAUGAGCAAUGUAUGCUUGCGUCCUGCAUGGUCCGCGGCUUCUCGUUCAGCGAGAAGCGCUGGAUCGAGAUGUUCGUCGACAAAUUGAGCCCGGUUGACUGGAACCCGAACUGCUUCGAGCAGCUGGUCUUGCCGGAUGCGCAGAAGGGUCUCGUGAAGGCUCUGGUCUCCACGCAUAUCCAGCAACGCCUCAGCUUUGACGACAUCGUCAAGGGCAAAGGCAAAGGCCUGAUCAUGGUCCUGCAUGGUCCGCCUGGUGUCGGCAAGACGCUCACCGCCGAAACAGUCGCAGAGUACACCAAGCGUCCGCUCUACUCCGUCAGCUCAGGCGAUCUUGGAGUAGAAAGCUCCACCCUCGACGAGCGCCUCAGCCGCAUCCUGGACAUGGCAUCCACCUGGCGCGCCGUCUUACUCAUCGACGAAGCAGACAUCUUCUUGGAACGCCGCAGCCUCCAUGACCUCGAGCGCAACUCCCUGGUCUCCAUCUUCCUUCGCGUGCUCGAGUACUACGAAGGCAUCCUCUUCCUGACCUCCAACCGCGUCAGUACUUUCGACGACGCCUUCAAGAGCCGUAUACACGUACCGCUGAAGUACAACGACCUCACUGUCUCAUCCCGCAAACAGAUCUGGAAGAACUUCCUGGACAAGGCGGGCGGAGAUGUCAAGCUGGACGAUAAAGGGUACGAUGACCUUGCGCAGGCGGACAUUAACGGUCGCCAGAUCAAGAAUGUCAUUCGGACUGCGAAGAGCUUGGCGCAGUUCCAUGGCGAGGCGUUGGACGGGCCGAAGCUACAGCAGGUGAUCAAGAUCCAGGAGGAGUUUGAGCAUGAGCUGGACUUGACGAAUGUGGUUCAUGUUGAGAACGGGACAAUGCCGAAUGGUCGUUGA